AGAUGAUAACAAACAAUUGACAAACGAUUUGUUCUGGUUGCAAAUGAAAAGGUGUGUGCUAAGUGUAAAAAAUUGAAAACUGGAUGGGAGUGUGUAUCAACCGGUAUAAUUAAAUUGUCUGGUGAAUAUUUUGAAUUGUCUGACAAAGGAAUUGUCUAAAAAUCUGUGAUGUGAUUGUUUGCCCAUGGAAAGCAGCUACAUUGACCAAAAUGAAAAAAUCCAGUGUCUGGGCGAGGAUCGCGACCAAAAUAAAAAGUUAUCAUUUGAGUUUAAUGACCAGAAGUCACAGCUCCCUCAUAAGGUACCUGUGGUUGAUCAUGCCGUGCAACGUGAUGUACCAGCUUCUGCCUGUGUUAUCACUGCACCCAAGAACAUUCCUUCAUCAGUCAGUUAUGAUAAGUUGUGCUUGUCCCUCCUGAGUGGCUUGCCAAAUGAACAAGAAUUUGCUCUCAAUGUGUGCACCAUCCUUUCUAAUGAAGGCAGCUAUUCCAUUCAUUUGGAGAAGGCACCUAAAUUGGUGGACCUUUUGGUGGCACAAGCAGGUGUUUGGAAUGAAGGACCUUCCUCUCUUAAAUCAUUAUAUUUGGAAAAUUGGAAAGAUAUUGAAGGAAGAAACAUGCAGCGUUUCUGGCAAAGCACACUUGAUUUGCAAAAUUCUCCAUUUCUAAAGACUUUAGGAUUUGAUUUUGGUGAAUGUGAUUCUAAUGAGGUGCUGUUGAACUUAGAAGAUGAUCUGGGUUCUGUAAAUUUAGAAGGACAAAGAGUAUUAAGGGUUGCCUUGAUACUUCAUAAUUUAUCAUUUGAAAAGAAUAAUGUUCCUGUUUUAGUUCGCAGUUCCAUUUUUAUGAAGUUUUUGUUACUUUGUAUUCAUUCUUCUUGGGCUAAUCUCAGACAGACAGCUUAUGAUACCUUGGCCAAUCUGGCAUCAGAAAUAGAUUUGCAUAUCGAGAAAGACAGCUGUUCCCGUGUAUUAUUUGAAACUGUGAUAAAAGGCUUGCAGUCUCGAGACAGGUUCAUGAGUAUUCGGUCAAUGGAUAUCUUAUCUCAGUUAUGCGGUCGUGAUCUCAAUGAAGAUAUUAUACCUUCACGAUUAGAUAUGGAGAUAUAUCAGCAAAUGGUAUCGUAUUUGACUGUUCAUGACAUCAUGCUCCUGUUUUAUACACUGGAAGCACUUUAUGCUCUGUCUGAUCUAGGAAGAUAUGCUUGUGACAAAAUUGCCUGUGUGCAUGGCUCAAUAGGUAUUCUUGUCAGUUUGCUGACUUUAGAACCAAGUCAAUAUGGGAGUUCUGCUGAGAUCAAAAUGAAAAUUGUGGAAAUUUUAGUUCCUGCUGAUCCAGACUGUGAGAAGGAACAGUCAGUUUCCAUAUCAUCUGAAACUACUACUACUACUGCUACUUCUACUACUUCAGUGGUUACUACAACUUCAUCUAGUAAUGACAAUUCUGAAGCUUUUGCCAUUAAUUGGCUGAAAUCGAAUUAUGAAGCAUGUCCAUCAGGAAGCAUGAUUUCUCGCAAUGAUAUCUAUGCUGAAUACGUUGGAUAUUGUACAAAAGCAGGACGAAAGGGUGUGAUCAAUGCAAAUAUCUUUGGAAACUGUGUGAAGAGCAGUUUCCCACAAACCGAAUUAAAAAAGGUUCAGUCUAAAACUGGUAUAAUAACUUUUCAUCAUGAUGGUCUUAGAAAGAAAAAAGCUGCAUUGCCUCAACCUGUUCUCCCUUCAAUCAGAAUAUCUAAUAAUACUGCUCCAAGCAGCUCUGUAUCCACUAUUUCAAUUUCUUCUCCAAAACCCAUCCAAAGUCCCAUCCUCAAAGCUCAUCUGUCUACAUCAACUACUAAGAGUGAAGUCUUAUCCCCUUCCAUAAAAUCACCUGUCCCUCCAAAAGCACAAACUCCUGUGCCUCUUAGACCUGCCAUUCCUGCCUCUCAAGGCAACAGCACCCUCAUCAAAAGCCUGCUGGCCAGUAAAGUGCAACAAAAGACCCUUCAACGACAGGUCAUUCCUCAGAAUGUUUCCAAGAUGGUUAUUAUCUCACCAGGAACCUCAUUGAAUCCUGGCUCCUCUCCUGGCCUUGUGCGUUGCGUGGUGCCACAGAUGAACAUUCGGCCUAAUUUGCAGGCCCGUAUAGUUGGAAAUAAAGGAUGUUUAAUAACUUCUAAUCCAACUCAAAUCCUCCAGUCUUCACCUAUCCUAUCCACGGUCAUGCCACAUAAAGUGUUCCAACAGCAAGCUGUGAUAGCAACCUCCUCACCUACUUCUCAUUUGAAUGGUAUCCAAGGCAGUGAACAAAUGGAGGUUUGCACUCCAGCUGUUGAGACCAAGGCAUCAGAAGUUAUUCAGACUCAAGUCAUUCAAACCCACCCUGUGCAGAAUCAUGUUGCAAAUGAUUCAGCAUCUAGAGAUAACCCUUCUAAUGAUUUAAAUAAUUUGCAAUGCUCUGAAGACAAAGUUUUGAAUAAUGUCUCUGAGCCAAACUUUAUACUCUCACAAAUUCAGGGAAAUACUGUGACCUAUAGACUUGCUGGACCCAAUGAAGUUCCCAUUGUUGGGAAUCGUUUAUUUGUGCAAUCCAAGCCAUCAGGAGAUGGACUAUCACUUUCAAAUGAACCCAAUGGCACUAAUGUAUUUCCAAAUACCAAAACUACAUCAAAUUGCAUGUCUUUACCUCUAAUUCAACCCAAAAUUGAAUCUGCUCCAUCUGGAGUUGCAAAGCCAUCUUUAGGUAUUAUAGAAGAACAACCUGCUGACCAAGCACCAGUACCACAAGUAAGAAAGGUAGAGAUAUGCAAGAAAUCUCCUUUAUUGAAUGGACUGCUAGAUAAAGGCAAGCCAUCUAUAAAAGGAGAUAUUCUUUUCAAUGCACUGGUGGAAAAUGGUAUUGAAGCCAGUGAUGUUGGUCUGGAACUGCCUAAAUCUCCUUCUCCUGUGCAUAUACCUGUACAGCCUAAACUUAUACCAGUAUCUCCUGCUUUAAACUCAAUUGUAUUACCUGCAUCAUCACUGAAUUCUGUUCUCAUCCCUACUUCUUCAUUGACAUCUGGUAUUCUACCAUUGUCUUCCUCAUCAAACACUGUCAUCACUUCUUAUAUAUUAACCUCACCCACAUCAGUUGCAACUCCUGCUGUGUCACUGAAUUCAAAUGGGGCCAAUGUGGUGCAGAUUCGUACUGGGAAAACCACUUUCUCUGGGACUGCUGAAGUGCAGCCAGACCAAAAAGGUGUAGUGCGGCUGCAUAUUGAAAGCCCUGAAAAUUCUAACCAGGGAUCAGAUUUGUCUUCGAUUUCAGAUAUAGCACGGACUUUAGAAUGUGCUUCUGAAGCUAUUUCGAAAACUAAUGCAGAAUGUAACACGCAAGUGCCUCAGACUUGUGCAGUGACAACAGUGACAACCAUGAUUGGUUCUAACCCAACAACCGUGAUCAGUUCAAAUACUCCUGCUACUUUGGCAAGAGCCAAUCAACAAAUAAUUGUUGUGACCCCAACUCUGAAUCAACCGCAGCUACAGUUGCAGUCACCUAACAUCAAAUUUUGUAUACUUCACACAAUGCCAAUGGCAGAAGAUGGUGUGGACUCUGUAGCAGUACCUCAAAUAAAUUUGAAUCAGCUUAAUCAAAUACAACAGCAACCCAUACUGGAAACCACUUCCGUUUCAUCCCUUAAUUUAAAAAGGCCGUCCAGUGAUCCAUCACCCAUGUGUGUUGUGAGUAAUACAAAGAAACCUCGAGUGGAGCAGCAGACUCUUCAGUCAUCCCCUGGAGUUAUUACAGUUGCUUCCCCAAGUGCAGAUAUCAAACCUUCUGAACCCUGCACAAAAGCUGUUUCCAUAGAUAAUCUUAAACUUGCACCUAAAAUAAAUACUGUUAAACCAGUUCAGGUUCAGAGCACCACUGACCUUCCCAGUGAAAAAGAGGUGAAAACACUUUCUGGUUUGUUAUCAACUGGAGGAAGUACUUUAGUGACUGCUACACCUUCAACUUCUUCAAAAAAGGGGUCAUCAAAACUGGAAUUUGUUUGUGAAUGGAAGGACUGCAAUUUAAAAUUUUCCAACCCUGGUUCAGUAUUUCUUCAUGCAAGUAAAGUCCAUACACCUCCUUGUGAGGGAGAUAUGGUCUGCUUAUGGGAGGGUUGCGAUACAAUGAAGAGGAAGCGAUUUUCAUUGCUCACACAUUUGCAGGAUUGGCAUUGCAAUGAACGAGUAUUGCACACUCAGGCAAUGCGCAGAAGACAGAUAGAGCAGCAAGGUAAAACCACUCUGGCGCCACCUCAGAAGCCGCCUCCACAUCCUGGCUAUGCACCUGAUGCUGCUGUCUUGGCGAUCAAAAGGCAUGCUCUGCAAUAUGUCAAUCCAAAAGAACUCUCAGAAGAGAAAGAAAGUGCACUGACUAAAAGCAUCCGCCUCACCAGUGCUCUUAUCUUAAGAAAUUUAGUGACACAUAGUGCUCUUGCCAGAACGUAUACAAGGAGAUUUGAAGCAGAGUUAGCCUACCUCGCCAUGUCCCCUGUUGAGUCAGCCAAAGCCAUCGCCCAGUGCCUCGCCCAUCUUUCUAGGUCCAGUGAUUGAACCUAUUCUGAUGCCCUCUGAGUAGGACAUGAAGGCAUUCCCUUGGAAAGGAGAAUACUGCUGCUCUCAGUGGAUUUGUUGUACUUAAAAUCAUUUCAUGUUGUGAAUUUGAUUUUCUGUUUAUGUGGACAGCCCAAGGGCUUUAAAGCAGAUUUUAUGCAUUUCAGGACUGGAAGACUAUAUUUUAAAGAGUCUGUUGAUCAACACUGUGUUUUUAAAACUGCAACUGGGGGUCAAAACUCUAUAAUCACACCAUCAUUGUUGAAUGUGAAGUACACUUAUUUUGCGAAACAUUGAUUUCGUGCCGGGCUUGUUGGGCAAUAUUGGUUGUGCUUCAGUGUUUCAAAAUGCUUCUUUGUGAUUGCAUGUUUCUCUCCACCUCUGUCGAGCACAAUCGAAAAAGCCCCCUGGAUGUUGUAUGGAUUGGGCACUUCAAUAUUGUCAUUCCACUUCUAUUUUAAUUUGUACCUUUAUGUAUUCUGUUAUUAUAAUUUCUUCUGUGUCUUGCUUGAAUUACAAGCAAGGCUCUCUUUGUUUAUUUAUUAUUUUUAGACCAGCAAAUUUUAGCUGUAAUUUGUUGGUUCAUUCCAAUAUGUAACAAAUCAUUUUAAAAUUUAUUGUUAGCUUUAUUAAAUGACUCCUCAAAUUCAUCUUUGUAUUAUAUAAAGCAAUCGAUCAUACAUUUUACUAUUGUCAUUUUUAUGAAGCUGAAUGAUUUGCAGCUUGUCUGUUUUAAUGUGUAAUUUUUAACAAUAAAAAGUGCUUUAAA
Messenger RNA from Argiope bruennichi, 5327 nucleotides. Its product is annotated as AT-rich interactive domain-containing protein 2-like. Gene Ontology annotation, biological process: regulation of DNA-templated transcription. Lineage: Eukaryota; Metazoa; Arthropoda; Arachnida; Araneae; Araneidae. Gene Ontology annotation, molecular function: DNA binding. The coding region runs from base 185 to 4558 and encodes 1457 amino acids. Gene Ontology annotation, cellular component: SWI/SNF superfamily-type complex. The record is from RefSeq and is a predicted model, not a curated record. The transcript is spliced from 20 exons.